GCUCUGAUGGUGCCACUCCAGCGACAUACAGAGAAAAAUACAGACUACAGAGCGCUUGUUUAUGCCUAUGUGAAAAUGUAUUCAGUUAAUAUCAUUUAAUUUUAAAUCUUCAGUGGGAAAAAGAAGCAAUUAAUACCACUAAUACUAAUACUAAUACUAUUACCGACACCACCCACUACUAGUACUACUACUUAUAAGUUUCUGUAAUUACAGUGUUUUACCACUAGAUGGAGACACAAAACUAUCCUGAGAUGAUGACGCGCUAAAGGGGUCGCUGAACUCGGGGGCAUUAAGGUCUGAUACACAGAUGUGAGAGUUUGGAUAUUAUAUAUCCUAUAAAGUGCAUAUUAAUAUGCAUAUACAAUCAAAAGUGUAAACCUCUACAGAAAACUAAAGACACAUACAGUGUUUUGAUCAUUCGUAACUUGUUGCAUGUAAGUGCCUGAGGUUUAUUUAUUGUUUUUGAAGUCUAUACUGUAAAGGUGCACGCUCUAAAUCAGCUAAAGUUCAAUAACCUCUCAAGUAUUACUGUUAUCAAGAAAUGCAAUACACUCUAUAUUAUUAUUAUUAUUAUUAUUAUUAUUAUUAUUAUUAUUAUUAUUAUCAGAGGAUUAUUCUGACUGAGCUGCACCCUCAGCAUUAGUGAGCAUUUAUCUAAAUUUACAAAUAUAUAUAUAAAGUUAAAUAAUGUUCUUUAUAAUGCUUCAUAAUUAUGAGAGAGGGAGAUCUGAGACGCUUUGGCUCGUGAGGGUAGGCUGAGGGGGGGAGAGGGGAGGGGGUUGCGUUGUGGGGAGGGGGAGUGGGAGGGGGGGACCUCAUGCACACACGCAUGCACACACACACAGUCGCAUUCAGAGAGUCCAAGCGGCUCGCGCUCUUGAGUGGCGCGCACGGAGCGCAGUGCCAAAUUGCGCGCGCAGAGAGAAGGCACUUCCUCCACGUCCUGACGCGACAUUAUCUGUUUACCGGAGCAGAAAACUAUCCGCUUUUGUCUUUAAACAUGUUUUAAAUCCCGGACGAUGUGGACGUUACCAAAGCCCGGGUACCGCGACGGCGCGGAGGAGCAGAUCGCCGUGAAUGUGGGCGGCGUGAGGCUCGCGCUGCGCGGCGACAUGCUGGACCGCUACCCGGAGAGUCGCCUCGCGGAGCUCGCGCGAAGCACGACGCGCGGUUUCGACGCCAUCUCCUCGUUGUGCGACGACUACGAGCCGGCAAAGGGGGAGUUUUACUUCGACCGGGACCCGGACUCGUUCAAGUGCAUCGUGGAGGUGUAUUAUUUCGGCGAGGUGCACAUGAAGAAGGGGAUUUGCCCGAUGUGCUUCAUGAAGGAAAUGGAGUUCUGGAGGAUCGACUCGAGCUGCUUGGACGAGUGCUGCAAGAGCAACGUGCGCGAGAAGGAGGAAGAGCUGGCUGAAAUAGCUGAUAAGGUCAAGGCCAUCCUGGACGACCUGGACCUUGAUGGAGGGCCUUUGGCGACCCGGUCCGAACGCAUCCGGAAGUUUCUCUGGAGGCUCAUGGAGAAACCGGAGUCGUCCUGGGUGGCACGCGCCAUCGCAGUGGCGUCCUUCCUGUUCGUGCUCACGUCUUCGCUGGUGAUGUGUCUGGCGACGCUUCCAGAGCUGCAGGUGCAAGACGCAGACGGCCACGUAGCCGAACACCCGACUCUGGACGCCAUCGAGACGGCGUGCGUGUGCUGGUUCACGUUGGAAUACGGACUGCGUUUUGCCUCGGCUCCCGAAAAGACACGUUUCGUCCUGUCCUUCCUCAACAUGGUGGACUUGGCAGCGAUUGCGCCGUUUUACAUCGUACUGGCUCUGACCCAUCUCGGUGCCACCGCUGCGAUGGACCUCACGGACGUCCAACGGGCCGUGCAGGCGUUACGCGUGAUGCGCGUAGCACGCAUACUAAAGCUAGCACGCCAUUCAUCUGGACUUCAGACUCUGACGUACGCGCUAAGGCGCAGCUUCGCCGAGCUCGGGCUCUUGCUAACCUACAUGGGUGUUGGGAUUUUUGUCUUCUCGGCACUCGGAUACACCAUGGAGCACAGCCACCCGGAGACACUGUUCCGCAGCAUCCCGCACUCCUUCUGGUGGGCCAUCAUCACCAUGACGACGGUGGGCUACGGGGACGUGUACCCGAAGACAGCGCUGGGGAGGUGCAACGCAGCACUCAGCUUCCUGUGCGGCGUAGUAGCUAUCGCGCUGCCUGUCCACCCCAUCAUCAACAACUUUGUCGUCUACUACAACAAGCAGAAGGUGCUCGAGACUGCAGCCAGACACAAGCUCGAGCUCAUGGAGCUGCACGGGACCCUCGGGCAGGGAACGGACAAGCACCAGACGCUCAGGGUUUCCAGGAGCGACUCGCACAUUGCGAUGCUAACCGGCGAACGCAGGACGGUGAAGAAGAGGAGCGUAUCUUAAAAAAAAAAAAAAAAAAACUGCAGGAGAAAAACCCCAACAGUAGCAAGAAUCAGUUCCUCAAAGUGACUCAGUGACUGAAUUCUAUCAUAAAAUGUUCAACACGCUACAUAUUUUAUGAAGAAAAAAAAAAAAAAAACAAGUCGGUGUUUCUAAAUUGACUUCUGCCUCCGAUUGCCUCCGAGAUGUGUGACGUAAAACUGCAAACGAUGCUAUAUAUUGUACGAAGAAAAAAAAAAAACAGUGGCUUUUGCAUUUUAAUGGAAAAAAAGAACCAUAGCAAGCAAAGUUAACGUCCCUGUCUGAAAUGUGCAUGAGUCUUACAUGACGUCAAAAAAAAAAAAACACAACAAAAAAAACCACCCUGUGAUAUAUGAAUGAUACUGUGCAUGUUGUAACAAAAGGACACUUCAUAUUUUACGAAAAUAAAAUGCUGUCCAAGACAGUCCGAAUGUUUAGCCUCACUCACUGACCUACUGACAGACUAACGCUCAACUAGCGCAACUAGCAUUCUAGCAGCACCAAUGCAGAAGAGAACAAGUUGUAAAAAAAAAAAACCUGCUUACUCAAUGAUCCUGACUGCCUCCUGCUGGCUGAAACGUGCACGUGCAGCAGAUUCAAAGGUCGCCACUCUGUGUAGCGUAAAAAUCAACGUUUCCUUUGUUUCGGCAGCAACGAGUGUGAGCAAAUAAAAACAACGUGGACGUGAUGUUUUAGCGAUAUCCUUUCCUAACAGUCUUGACGGACUAACUUAACAGAGCAAGCUGUACACAGACAAGAACAACAACCAGCUCUGUCAUUAGCUAGCGAACUAGCUGGCUGGCUAGCCAAUGCUGUCGUGAGAAGUCUGUGAUUCCUAUUUCUCCAAUAUUUUCUUCACGUAAUUAGGAAAUCGUCGAUGGCUACGUAUACAGAGGGUUCACAUAAUCAAAAAUCAAAGUUAGCUAGCUAGCUAACUAGGGGAUAAAUAUUUACAGCUAGCAGGCUAAUACGAAUGUCAGUUUCCGAUAUUCACCAGAGUUACGCAAAUGAAUUACAGGCAAGUGUUGAUUUUCUACGCUGAUAGCUGACUCGCGGUUGUGUGUCGGAUAUUGAGGAUCCACUUAUUCCACGAAACGAAUCUGAAAAAUAACUCCGAUUGAUAGCGCUCUGGAUAAACUCAGCUAGCUUAGCGUAGUACUUCUACAGCUUGCGAGUGCUAAGCUAAUUUCGCCGAACACACACAAGACAAAGUGACGCUCAUUUAUCUUGGCACCUGUUUUUUUUUUUUUUUUUUUUGAGCUCAAAUUACGAGCUUCAGAUUACGUUUGGAAAUAACAUUGAGAAAACGUUUCGGCUCAAUGAAAUACAUAUUUAAAAAAAAAAUCAUUUAUACGCUAAACUGCUUUCUGUACACCGAA
Molecule: messenger RNA, 3817 nt
Organism: Ictalurus punctatus (channel catfish)
Lineage: Eukaryota; Metazoa; Chordata; Actinopteri; Siluriformes; Ictaluridae
Gene: kcnf1b
Product: potassium voltage-gated channel, subfamily F, member 1b
Exons: 1
Coding region: 1020-2420 (466 amino acids)
Biological process (GO): potassium ion transmembrane transport; protein homooligomerization
Cellular component (GO): membrane; voltage-gated potassium channel complex
Molecular function (GO): voltage-gated potassium channel activity
Source: RefSeq, a predicted model, not a curated record